CGCUGACGGCGAUUUACCUGGGCAGUCGCGUCCCUCCCUCUCGGAGCCAGUCGCUUCGGCAGAGAGGGCGCGGAGCCUGCCUCGCCCCUUCCCGGGAAAACUUUCCUUCAGCGCCCGCGCCAGGGCGACUUGAGGAGCGCUGGUUGCAAACUUCUAGAAGAUCUAGGCUUCGCUAGGAGCUGAGAGCUGGCAAGUGCCAAGGUUUCUGUGGAUACCAAAGCUCAAAACACAGUAUCAAUCUCAUCGUGAUGCAUGAACAUCUGUAGAUAACUAUAGGCUUUUAAAAAGAAAUCCAGCAUGGCCUAGUUGUCUUGACCCUUGGAAUAUUUAGAAUGUCCUCUGGAACCAGUAUCAGCAGAAAUCGUCAGGCUCCGAGCCUGCAGGGUGUUGACCCAGAAACAUGCAUGAUUGUGUUUAGAACACAUUGGGCACAGGUUCUGAAAAUCUUAGAGAAGCAUGAUCCUUUGAAAAAUACUCAGGCAAAGUAUGGGGCAAUCUCACCUGAUGAGGCCAGCACUGUUCAGAAUUAUGUGGAGCACAUGCUUUUCUUAUUAAUUGAGGAGCAAGCAAAGGAUGCCUCAAUGGGGCCUAUUCUGGAGUUUGUGGUCUCAGAAAACAUCAUGGAGAAGCUUUUUCUUUGGAGCCUACGGCGAGAGUUCACUGAUGAGACAAAAAUUGAGCAGCUCAAAAUGUAUGAAAUGCUAGUAACCCAGUCUCAUCAGCCUUUGCUGCAUCACAAACCCAUCUUGAAGCCUUUGAUGAUGUUGCUGAGUUCCUGCUCAGGAACAACCACUCCAACAGUGGAAACAGAGUUAGUUGUCCUCUUGAACCAGCUCUGCUCUAUAAUGGCCAAAGAUCCCUCCAUUUUAGAACUGUUUUUCCACACCAGCGAGGACCAAGGAGCAGCCAAUUUCCUCAUAUUUUCCCUGCUGAUCCCCUUUAUCCACCGUGAAGGAAGAGUAGGCCAACAGGCCCGGGAUGCACUGCUUUUCAUAAUGUCUCUGUCUGCAGAAAACAGUGUUGUUGCAAACCACAUAGCAGAAAACACCUACUUUUGCCCAGUGCUAGCAACAGGAUUAAGUGGCCUCUAUUCAUCUUUGCCUACAAAGUUGGAAGAAGAAGAAGAAGAAGAGUGGCAUUGUCUACUGAAAGAUGACUGGCUGUUAUCACCAGCCCUUGUACAAUUCAUGAAUUCCCUUGAAUUUUGCAAUGCUGUGAUACAGGUGGCACAUCCCUUGAUACGUAACCAGCUUGUGAAUUACAUUUACAAUGGAUUUUUGGUGCCAGUAAUGGCUCCUGCUCUCCAUAAGGUGACUGUGGAAGAACUGAUGACUACUACUGCAUACUUGGAUCUCUUUUUGCGUAGUGUUUCAGAGCCAGCCCUUCUCAAGAUUUUCCUCAGGUUUAUUUUACUGCACCGCCAUGAGAAUGUGCAUAUCUUGGAUACACUUACCAGCAGAAUCAACACACCAUUCCGGCUCUGUGUGGUCUCCUUGGCAUUGUUCAGAACACUUAUUGGCUUGCAUUGUGAAGAUGUGAUGUUACAGCUAGUUUUAAGGUAUCUGAUCCCAUGUAACCACAUGAUGCUGAGCCAGCGAAGGGCUGUGAAAGAGAGAGACUGUUAUUCUGUAACUGCUGCCAAACUGCUGUCCCUGACACCGGUCUGCUGCUCCACUGGGAUCACCCUGACACUUGAAACCCAAGGAAAAGAUUAUAUUCUGUGGACAAAAGGAGCACAAACUAAAGAUUCUGGUAGACGCUCUUCUGAAUCUACUUGCAUUGUGGAAUAUGGAAGAGCUGUGGACAUCAGCUACUUGCAGUACCUGGGAGAAGCUCAAGAAGCCAUCCUGCAGUGCCUGAAAGAUUGUAAGGUUUGGUCUGCCUUGUAUGAUGGAGUAAACCCUGAUCCAGCCACCUUUAUCCAAACGCUUGCUGAGGAGAACAGUACGGAUGUGGAACACCCUAUGUUUCGGCUCCAGCAAAGGACACCAAGCACAUGUAGUGCCUCUCAAACAACUGCGUUUGGUGAGAAGAUGCAGUUGGAGCUAGAAUGGGAUGAUAGCUAUGACACAGGGAUUUCUCCUGGCUCUGGUGUGAGCUCACCACAACCGUCAGAUGAUCUGGGAAGCACAGAGGUGCAGCCACCUGCAGAGCCACCAAAACACAUUCAAGAAAUGAAAAAAAAUGCCAUCAUGCUCGUCAAAGGAUCUUACAUAGAGGAAUCAGACUUUCAGGAUGAUGUUAUGGUUUACAGAUUAUGUGCCCAGAAGGAUACUCAAGAUGAUGACCACUACAAGGAGAAAACUUUAAAUGCAGCCAGAGAAUGUGAGGUCCAAAGCCAGACUGUAGUCAAUGGGCCUCUUGCAAAGAGCCAGCUGGAAACGGACUUGGAUGAGCACAGUAAGAGAAAUUCAAGCUUGACUUCAGGUGUAAUGAAAGAACAAACAAACCAGAAAAUGACUGAGAUUGAUCCACAGCCAGACUUAGAGUUGAAGCUUUCUCCUCAGGAGGCAGAUCGUAGCUUAAGUGUAAGACUGCUGAGCACAGAUGGUGAGGAUUUCAUCGCACAGUAUGACAGAAUUAUUAAGGAACUGGAUCCAAACAAUGCAAACUUGGAGGAGCAGAAGUUGGAUACUCCUGACCUUGUCUCUCCUGUAGAAGAGGAAGAUGACUUUGAGAAUUUCUCAGCAGACACCCCUUCUGCGGAGAGCAUGUCACCUCCCUUUGGACCAAAGGAGGAUGUCUCUCCCACACAUGCUUCAAGGAGCCAGAGUGCUCCAUUUACAGGACCAUUCAUCAGUGUAGUGUUGUCGAAGCUGGAGAACAUGCUGGAGAAUUCCUUGCAUGUAAAUCUGCUGCUUAUUGGGAUUGUUACUCAGCUGGCAAGUUACCCACAGCCUCUUCUUCGCUCCUUUCUGCUCAACACCAACAUGGUGUUUCAGCCCAGCGUGAGGUCACUUUAUCAGGUGCUGGCAUCUGUGAAAAAUAAAAUUGAACAUUUUGCUUCCCUUGAAAAAGACUUCCCAGGUCUUCUCCUGGAGGCCCAGCAGUACUUGCUUUUCCGCGUGGACAUGUCCAAUGCCACAGAAGAAUCGCAAACCAAAGGUAACGUCCAGCACAGCAGCAACGCUGGGAGAGGAAGGAACCUGUCUGAAGCCUGCCCGGCUGUACUCCAGCCUUUCCUGGGACAGAGAGGAAAGAAAGGCCUGGCUCAGCCUGGCCUUCCUGCGCACGUGAGGAAUGCCGUGCUGGCAGCUGCCCUUUUCCCAGAGUUCCUGAAGGAGCUGGCAGCUCUUGCCCAGGAACAUUCCAUUUUAUGUUACAAACUACUGGGGGACUUUGAGGAUUAUUAUUAGUGGGGUUUUUAAAUGUGUUUUGGAAAAAAAGCCUUUGGCGUUUAAACAGAUUUUUAAUGCAAAGCUGCUUACAAAAGAAGGUUGUACUUCAAGAUUUCCUGAAAAUACUUGAUUUGGAGGGAGAAGGAGGCAAAAUGUUAUUCCAUCUUACCCUAUCUUGGGCCUUACAAUUUCCCUCCGUGCUAUGUAAUUUAUUUGAGAGUUUUCUGAUACUGUUCUUACUGCAGCUUCCUACUUCGUCUCUUCUUUACGCAGCCACCCUUCAGUGUCACCGAUUCCCAUUGAAUUUCUGCAAUAGACACUCGUGGGUUGGCCGAACGUUUUAGCUUUUUCUGCUCCAGAACUCCUCUUCUGGAUAACUUUUUAGCAACGAGGACAGUUCAGGGUAUGAAAAGAGAUGCAAAACCUGCACAAAAGCCCUUUAUGUGAAGGGCUGGGCUUCUUCACAUCUUGGUCCUCUUCCUUCCCCUCCCCUCCCUUUCCUUUUCCUUGAGAAGGGGGUUCUUACCAAUCCCCACCCAAAGCCCCUCUUCUUAACUAGCAGCUCAGGAUUUUUGAAUUCAAGUGAUCUUCUGUGUGUUAAAGCCCUGACCGGCUGAAAGCAGGUGCUGGACCCUACACAUACCAUAUUGCCUUAUGGUGCAGACAGAUCUGCAGCUAUCAGCUGUUGGUCUUUGAAGUCGAAUGAACUGUGUGAGUGGAUGUGGAUUGCAGACUGCCUGGAAUUUUCCUCCCAGUUUCUCAGCAUUCUUUGAUAACUGCUGCAUUGCUACCUAAACUCUCAAGCAUGCCUUAUUUAGUAAGAUUUGCACUAAGUACAAAACAAAACGUUUCUAUGCAAGCUGUAAUUAGUAUGUAGUUUGGUUUUAUGCUUAUUUUAAUAAGCUAAAGAAAGGUAUUCAAUAUCUUCCAGUAGUGUUAAAAGGACAGCAGGCUGGUUUUUUUGCUGAGGUUGGUUGGUUGUUUUCAUGAAAAAGGUUGGCUUGCUCCUGAAAGCUGUUCUAUUUUAUUGUUAAAUUUUUUGGUUAAGGAAAGUUAAAUACUGUUUGUUUACUUCUAAUUUAGGUGUUGACUUUUCCUUAAUAUUGCACUUUUGGGAUGGUGAGGGGAGGGCCAGACUAUUCACCAGCUUGUAGAAAAAGGAAAAUGUAACGAAGAAAGCUGUCUGCUCGUGACUAACUGCUUGAGGAAAUUCUCUUCUGUGAGUAAUGGGCUUCAUUAGAAGAACCCAAACAUGAUGAAUUGGUGCAUCACGGCUGCAUUUUGUCUUAUCUUAGCAGCAUAAUUGUGCUUCCAGUGUGCUGUAGUUGGUUACAUAAGGAGGAGCUUAGUUCAAGAAAGCCCUUUGUCCAGGAAGGAAACCGACAGCGACUCCAGGAAAUCUGAAGAAACAAGGAUCAGAAAUAACACUUGCAUAUAUUAGUUCUGCUGCUCAUUGUCAUUCUGUCCUAUGGGAUGCUCCAAUGAUUUUGAAACACACUCUCAGAGACUGCAAGGGAAAAUAACUCUUCAAAAAGAAAAGAGAGUCCAGAAGGGUCCAGUUAAUUACAGGUCAAACUCCUGUGGAAUUUGCAGUGCCGUUCAAGAUCCUAAAUCCUUUAGAGGCUUAUGAAAAUUUGUACUUUUAAUCUACAAGCUGUGAGACACACACAUUGUGUCAGACUGCUGUAGGCUAUUCCAAGGAAAAAACAAACAAGUCCCAAAAUGUUCCUCUAACAAAAUCGCCUCGAGAACUUCUCUGGGUCCCUGUUCACUUGUUUGCUGUACGGUCCUCAUUUCCAUGGUGCCUGGGGGGCCUGUUCCUUCUUAGCUGACUCCCCCAUUUGCUUUCACUUCUAACUUAUUUCUUUUAGGUACCAUCACCAUCCUGUAAAUCUGCUAUUGACCUCCUCAGGGCCCCGUUUCACCUUGCGAGCCUCCUUGGAAGCUGAAGCCAAACUUGUGGGGUUUUUCUCAAGUCUCAGUUGCCGAGGUUUAAGACAGCUCUUUUUCUUCUUUCCCCUGCAUUGUUGCUUUAAAUGGGUGAUGAGCAAAUUGUCCUAUGACAGUGGGUUCUUUCCCCACUCCCACUGUUACCAAUAGUGCUGUCCUCCUUGCCGUACUUGCAGGCCCGGCCUGAAGGCUACAGGAGUGUUGUGUGUGGAAGGUGUUUCAGCAUGAUGGGUGCAGGGUCAGUGCUUGCUCUGCUCCUCACCUCUUCCGGUAGGAGCUUUGUGAGCAAAAUCAAAAAUACCAAAUGAGUGUGAUAGAGUAAUUUUUAGUGGCUCAGAAAUAAGCCCUAAAUUGCAGGAGCAAUUCAGUCCUUUUUCUGAAGGGCUUUUUAGAAAGGAACAAAGAAGACUUCUUUUUUUUUUUUUAAUUAAGAAUUCUGCAGACCAGUGCUCAAGGCAGUAAAGUUACUCUCUGAACACUCCCUUCCCUUGUUCUCAUGCUAAAAUAAGAAUCUUUAUGUGCUGGGUAGAAAGGAUUUCUUUUGAGAUUGUUAAUUUUUACUGGUGUUUCCAACAAAUGUACAAAGUCACGGCAGUUUCGUCUCAGCAGGUCUGUUAAGCUCCGUGGGGAUUUCAAAAUGUGGGCUGCUCAGAAAAGCAUCUGGAAAUUUGAGGAAGGGGGGAGGAUUUACCUCAUAAGCUGUAGUGGAGCUUAUGCUCUACAUCCAGUAGGAUAAAUCCAGCCAUUGAAAUCUGGAGUUGUGUGGAAGUCUUCUUGCUGAGAGGUCACAACUCUGCGUGUGUGUGUGUGUGUGU
Molecule: messenger RNA, 6103 nt
Organism: Colius striatus (speckled mousebird)
Lineage: Eukaryota; Metazoa; Chordata; Aves; Coliiformes; Coliidae
Gene: FHIP1A
Product: FHF complex subunit HOOK interacting protein 1A
Exons: 13
Coding region: 333-3356 (1007 amino acids)
Source: RefSeq, a predicted model, not a curated record